Aegilops tauschii subsp. strangulata is the source of this 510-nucleotide messenger RNA. Lineage: Eukaryota; Viridiplantae; Streptophyta; Magnoliopsida; Poales; Poaceae. The record is from RefSeq and is a predicted model, not a curated record.
AUGGCGGGUCACGGGAGGGGGCUGUCGCCGCCGCACAAGCCAUCGCCUCCGGCGCACAAACCACCACCUCCGGCGCCAAAAGCUGCUCCGCCGCUGGCUAGGGCCGCGCUGCCCCAGCCCAAGGCCGCGUCGUUGCCGGCCAGGGCUGCGCCGCAUCAGACCGGGCCGCCUCGGCACCGGCCGGCUCCGCCACUGCAUCAGGUGCCGCCGCCGCAGGUUGCGCGGGACGGCCGAUACAGGGUGUCGGACGCUGCCCAUGCUGCUGCGGGUCGCGGGGCCGCCUCUGGUAGGGAGAACGCUGGUGGCGGGCAUGCUGGCCGUGCUCCCCCCAGGGGCGUUGGGGUGAUAAUGGUUUCGAUGUCUAUGGGGAAGGCCAACAUCGGCGCUCGUCUUCGGCUGGUGGUGGCCAUGGAUACGCCUGGAAAAGUGAUGGCUUGGCCAACUGCCCGUUCCAUGCUCCUCCGGGCAACUUUGUGGAGGGAGAAACAGGCCCGGAUCAGUCUAUGUUGA